CUGUGGGAAGGGGGAGAAGGAACUACUGUAAGAGUAAGAAAGUCCUGCCCAGCUGUUUGCGAAGUUUAAGAUUUCCUGUUUCCCCUGCAGCGCCGAAGUGCCGUGUUCAGUGAGUCACCCGCGGUCCCGAGCCGCGGAGCCGCGCAGCCCGCUCCCAGCCCUGCCGCGGCCUCCCGCUGCCUGCCCGGCCCUGCGCCCCCCUCCCGUGCCGAUCCGGCUCCGCGAUGAUUCCCUGUCUGCCGAGGAGCCUGCGGCCGCUGCUUCCGCGCCUUUCCCUCUGGGUCCUCAUGGGCUGCUCGGUCCCCGCUCUGCUUCGGGCUGAAAUUAUGUCACCUGUAGACAGAACUAAGGAAAAUGGAUUACAAAUGCCAAACCUAUGCAAAUUUUGUGACAUUAAAGUAACAACCUGCUCAAACCAACAUCAGUGCAAGAGCAACUGCAACAUUACUUCUAUUUGUGAGAAGAAUAAUGAAGUCUGUGUUGCUAUAUGGAGACAGAAUGAUGAAAACGUAACGUUAGAAACAAUAUGCCAUGAUCCCCAGAAAACACUGUAUGGUCAUGUGUUGGAAGACUCCAACUCAGAGCAGUGUUUGAUGAGGGAAAAGAAGGAAGAUGGGGGACUGAUGUUCAUGUGUUCCUGUACCGGUGAAGAAUGCAAUGAUAUGCUCAUUUUUCCAUCAGAUGACCCUCAUAAGCCGGAGGAGAAAGAUGAAAUUUCCAAAGUUGCAAUCAUAAGUCUUGUCCCAUUACUGGUGAUUUCUGUUGCUGUCAUUGUUAUCUUUUAUGCCUACCGCACUCAUAAGAAGAGGAAACUCAACAAAGCAUGGGAGAAGAAUGUUAAGCCCAGGAAGCAUAAGGACUGCAGUGAUGUUUGUGCCAUUAUGUUAGAUGAUGACCGCUCAGACAUCAGUUCUACCUGUGCCAACAACAUCAACCACAACACAGAAUUGCUGCCCAUUGAGUUGGACAUUGUUGUUGGCAAAGGAAGGUUUGCUGAAGUGUAUAAAGCCAAACUGAAGCAAAACACAUCAGAGCAGUAUGAAACUGUGGCAGUCAAGAUUUUCCCCUAUGAAGAAUAUGCCUCCUGGAAGACUGAGAAAGACAUAUUUUCAGAUGUAAACCUCAAGCACGAGAACAUCCUCCAAUUCUUGACGGCAGAGGAGCGUAAGACAGAUCUUGGUAAACAGUACUGGUUGAUCACUGCAUUCCAUGCUAGAGGAAACUUGCAGGAGUAUCUCACACGGCACAUUAUCAGCUGGGAGGACCUCUGGAAACUGGGUGGGUCCUUGGCCCGAGGGAUUGCUCAUCUACAUAGUGAUCACACACCCUGUGGUCGCCCCAAAACACCUAUUGUGCAUAGGGACCUAAAAAGUUCCAACAUCCUGGUGAAAAAUGAUUUGACCUGCUGUCUCUGUGACUUUGGCCUAUCCCUGAGGCUGGACCCUUCUUUGUCUGUGGAUGACUUGGCUAACAGUGGACAGGUUGGCACAGCAAGGUACAUGGCCCCUGAAGUUCUAGAGUCCAGGAUGAACCUGGAGAAUGUGGAGUCCUUUAAACAAACAGAUGUGUACUCCAUGGCUUUGGUCCUCUGGGAAAUGACAUCUCGCUGUAAUGGUGUUGGAGAAGUGAAAGAGUAUGAGCCCCCAUUUGGCUCUAAAGUGCGAGAACACCCCUGCGUGGAAAGCAUGAAGGACAGUGUCCUUAGAGACAGAGGGCGACCCGAGAUCCCCAGCUCCUGGCUUCACCAUCAGGGCAUACAGAUGGUGUGUGAAACUCUUACUGAGUGCUGGGACCAUGACCCCGAGGCCCGGCUCACAGCACAGUGUGUUGCAGAACGCUUCAGUGAGUUCAAGCAUCAUGACAAGCUCUCAGGAAGAAGCUGUUCGGAGGAGAAGAUCCCUGAAGAUGGCUCUGUGACCACUGCCAAGUAGUGUGCACCCGAGAGCUCCGAAACGGAGGGAAAUCACUCCUAGAUGCAUUCACCUUGGCAAAGGAAGAAGUCUCAGUUGUUGAUUUGACUAACUUCCUGGGGGACUGAGGCUGUCACUACUCCCUGUAAGCUCUGGCUCUGGAUAGGGAGAUGUAUUCAUGGGAAUUAAGAGCCAGGAGUAGGUGUCAUACCCUAGCACUGGCUGCUGGCAUCAUGUCAUAGGAGGAGCUAUGUAUGUUAGCACUUCCUCAGGAAAUGGGAUUUGAAAAUAGCUAAUAACAUUAUGCACUUUAUUAAUGCCUGUAUAUAACUAUGAAAAUGCUAUUUUUAUAUAUAUAUACAUAUAUAUAAAAUGUGUGUAUGUAUAUAUAUAUCUAUCUAUAUAUCUAUAAACAGCCAUGCUCUGAAAAAAAAAAGAGUUAAAACAAAACCAAGUGCUUCCAGGUAAUUACCGGUGUGUUGGAGAUCCCUCCGCUUAGGGUCGGAGACUGGGGAGACUGGCAUAGCACAACACCAGCAAUUGUGCACUAAGCAUUCUGCCAAAAAGAUAGGAAUACUAUGUGAUAAGAAGAUGGCUUUCAAAGCAUGUGCAGUAACCAGCUGGCUGUGGGCCUGCAGUUCACAGUUGCAGGAGCAGUCUCACAUAGGACAGACCAGUUUGGCUUUGCAGUUGUAGCUGCAUGGUCCAGUCUGCAGCACAUCUUGGAAGGUCAGGCAUGCCUUUGCCCUUUCACCUUAACCCCAACAUCCUCAGUGUCCCAGAAUGGGAGUGCACAGAGUUUUGGUCCCUCCCAAAACUGUUUUGAUAUCUGUUUUGAUUCAGAGGUCAUUAACGUUACAUGUUUAUUGCUUUGAACUCAAGCUGCUUGCAAGCAGGUUGCAAAACAUCAGCAGGAUGAGUUUUUCCCUCCUCCCAUCCCCACCCCAAACCAUACAAAACAAGACAGGGCCAGCAAUCCAAGCAGAUGUUUUAUAUUUGCUGUGCUUUCUGAGUGCAGGCAGUACUAUUUUUUUCCAUUCCUUUUACCUUGAUUGUGCUGCUGUAAGAGCAAGCAUUUUUUUCCCUAUACAUCAUGUCUAAUUGCUUGACACUCCAAAGUCCAAGUGUCCUCUGUGUUUCCUAGAGAAAAGUAAAGAAAAUCGCCAGUGCCUUUUAUUUUUGCAGAAGAACCUUGGAUGGGAGGGAAAGUUCCAUGGCAUUAGGUUAAUGGCAUAUCCUGCUGUCAGCACUGCUUGCAUAUAGGGCAGCUCAGCAGUUAAGAGAAACAAACCAAAAACCGAAGAAAGACAAUUCGUUCCAAAAGCAUCCCUCAGACACUGCUUGCAUUCUUUUGGUUCUCCAAAAUAUUUAAGGCAGUUGAUAUCACAUUUGGCCUAUAUAAAUGACAGCAGUGUGUUUAAUAAGUGCUAAUAGUUUUGUCUUCAGGAGUUUUGCAAUGAUUUUUCCAUAUUAUUCUUCCCUACAGCAUGUAAGCAGGCCUUGGUAAUUAGAAAUUCAGCCAGCACAAACCAGCCCUCUACAGAUGUAGCUGGUGUAAUUUAUUAAACACAAACAGUGAUAUUUCUCUAGAAGACAUUGCUGUGUUCAAAUAGGAGUUAAGGUUUAUGUUGACAAAUAUUUUAUUUGAAAUGAUUUUGUAUCCUUUCAUUUUAACCAAACUACUCAGAAGUAUUUAAGCAGAGCAGGGCAACAGUGGAAUUCAGAGGUUAUUAUGUCAAAUUUUAUAGGGGGCAGGGGAUGUUUUUCAUAGAAAUAGUGAAGUGCAGGAAGGGGCAAGGGCUGCUGGCAGGGGCUGCAGGAGUGGGGUCCACUGCUCUCUACCCAUGCACCUUGGCUGCCCAGACUGCAGCCCGUUUCUCUUCCUUUAUCCAUGCCGAAGGUCAAGGCAUGGUGUUCAGUAGUUCCUGACAAUACUGACAUUUUAUGGGGGUUUUUGUACUACUACAUGUAAAGGACAAUUUUAUUCUUUUAAGGAAUAUUUCACCUGUACAUCAUGUAUGAAAUAGGAAUGUGAACAAUAUAUACUCUUGUAUAUUGAAAGUUUCAAGCACUUAACUUGCUUUGUAAACUGUUUGGGGGUUUUGGUCUGUUUUGUUUUGUGUAAAGCAAAUGUUUAUUGGAGCAAAUAAAAUAACACAAUCUCCA
Messenger RNA from Melopsittacus undulatus (budgerigar), 4076 nucleotides. It is a transcript of the gene TGFBR2, whose product is annotated as transforming growth factor beta receptor 2. Bases 225 to 1931 code for a protein of 568 amino acids. NCBI's taxonomy places the organism in Eukaryota, Metazoa, Chordata, Aves, Psittaciformes, Psittaculidae. Gene Ontology annotation, biological process: protein phosphorylation; transforming growth factor beta receptor signaling pathway; heart development. The transcript has 7 exons. Gene Ontology annotation, molecular function: activin binding; ATP binding; transforming growth factor beta receptor activity, type II. The record is from RefSeq and is a predicted model, not a curated record. Gene Ontology annotation, cellular component: plasma membrane; signaling receptor complex.